Molecule: messenger RNA, 4227 nt
Organism: Theileria parva strain Muguga
Lineage: Eukaryota; Apicomplexa; Aconoidasida; Piroplasmida; Theileriidae
Product: putative integral membrane protein
Exons: 1
Coding region: 802-4227 (1141 amino acids)
Source: RefSeq, a predicted model, not a curated record
UUUUAAAAUAUUUCUAAUUCCUAUAUUAUUUUUAUUUGUACCGUAUUGUAUUCUCAUUUUAAUUUUUAAAUAAACUUAAUUAUCUAAUUAUUAGAAUAUCAAUAAUGAUAUGUUAUCUGAAUUGCUACACUCCCUAUUCAAGGGCUAACGUCCUAUAUUAUUUUACACAUUAUGCUAACUGGACAGAUUCUAUUACUUGAAGAAACAUAUGCCAAUAUUAAUAGCAAUUUAUCUCGAGACGUCAAUACUGUUGUCUGGAACGUCCGCUUAAUCAAGUUUAUAACUAUUGAUGGUGGACUAUGUUGUUAAUUGUUCUUUAAAAUAUGGUUGAAUUUGGUAUUUUCAAUGUAUUAACUCAACAGAUAUCUUAUUACUCAUAUUCUAAUAUAAUUGUCACAGUCACUUGAAUGUACCUUCAUUUUAAUCAUUUCCAGAGGACGUUUACUGAUAAAUAUAAUGCUACUUAAUUGAUAAUAUUGUUGGUACAAUGUUUUAAAACGAUCCUGUACUGGUGAAUUAAGGAUUUGUUUUAAAGUGCAAAUAUGAUACUAAUUAGCUUCAUACGCUUGGAUAUAAUCAAUGGAAACCAGAGAAACUUUUGAUUUAAUACUGGGAGCUAGAAAUGAAUGUUAGUUGAAAUAAUACCAUUGAUUGCGAAUAUCAUGAAUGGGGAGUCAAUUCUCCAUUACGAUCGACUUUCAACAACAAUGAAAGUCGUUAGAUAUUUAACUGGUGUAGAAUAUUUUAAACAAUUUUAAAAUGCAGCUACAAUAACAAUAGGAAACUGAAUCAUCUCCUAGGAUGGUGAAAAGGAGUAUCGGUUUUUCAUACGUUCUUGAACCUUAUUUACUUGGCCUAUCUUGCCUUAUUGGCACUGAUCAAUUCGAAAUUUUAUUCUACGACACUAAAGCUUCAAUUAAGUUUCAGUAUGUUAUAUUGGUUACCACAUCCGUUCUAACACUAAUAGGAUGCGGUAUCAUUAACCUAGAGAAUAAUUUUAUUUUUAAUAUUUUCUACUUCUCAUAUACUAUUCUUUUGGUUGUAAUUCAUUUGGCAAGGUCUCGGUUUGUUUUUUCUAUAUUAUUUGGUAUUGUUUUCUUGGUUUUAGGUUACUUUUUACUUGAGUUAAAAACAGAUAACUUUGCAAAUUAUUUCAUUUUACAUGUUGGGGUGUUGCAUUUCUUGAUUAUUGUAUUUGUUAAAGAUCGAAUUCACUCACCUUUUAUUAUAACAUUACACACUAUAGGGAUAUCCUAUUCAAUGACACUCAUUAUAGUAUACUCUUGCUCAUACUACUCCAAAUACAAAUCCGGGUUAGGAUGGUUUAUUAACGGCUUAUUGUCAGCCCUUUUGUUACCAUCUAUUUUAUGGUAUUUUCUAAAUAAAAGUGAAUACCACGACGUAAAUAUGCGGUCGUUUUCUGAGAGUUUAGCUUUAUUAAGGUUCCUUUUCUGUUUUAUAUCAUUCCUUAUGAAGCACACUAUGGGACAGGCAAAAUUUUAUAUCGAAUCAAAGGAGGAAAUUUACUUUGAGGGGAUAAAAGAAAAUUUUACAAAAGGAGUUAAAGACAUUCGAGAAUAUUUCCCCAAAAUUACUGAUCAUUUUAAAGAAUUAUUUCGGCACGUAGAAAAGGUGUUUUCUUACUCAGACAGCCAAAAUAAAGAAGGCAAUUUAGAACAGAUUUGUCUUUAUAUAGCCUAUUUUUUCAAGGUAACUACUUUCCUAUUUAUGUUUUCUGCAGCAAUUAUUUUAAAAAAAUCGCCUCUAAUCCACAUAUUAUAUUAUCCUUACUCAAAUUACCAAAAAAUACUCCUUUAUAAUAUUAUAAGGGCCUCUCAGCUUAUUGGGAGCUGUUUUGGCGUUGCAUAUCCAGCGUCUGAGACCCCAAAUCAUCGAAACUUCUACUCAAUCACAUUUUUUGUUAAUGUUUCGCAUUUUAUUCUUUCUGUUAGACUCGCUUAUGUUGGCCAAUCCUUAUCUUUACACACUUUGUACGCCUUAGCUUCUUUGUCAGGUUUUGCUCUGGGAUACACAUUUUCCUACUCAUUAGUAGCAUUCUCAAACAGCGCAUUAAUUCAAACUUGCUCUGAUCAAGAGAGAGUAAAAAUACUUCCUGGGAUAAAUGAAAACAUUAUCCCGUGUUGCGGUGAAAAGUUCAAUAACCAAUGUUAUUGUAGGCAUGAUGUAUUUGAUACACCAAUAUUUCGUUUCCCCAAGCCAUUUAUAUGUUCUAAAUUUAUUAAAAAAUGUAAAUAUUUAAAGUAUGACCCGGAUGGAAAUUGUGCAAUAAUAAUAUUUGUUAAAGACACAGAUUUAGCGCAAUGUUGUACAACUUCUUGCCAAAACGGAUGCACCAGAGAAAAUAAUUCUAAGUGCCUGAAGUUGAUUGGAAUAUACACACUUGACGCUGUUACAACAAGUGCAUGCCGUGACUGCCAACUAACAGUAAGACUUGAGGGUAAGUGUUAUGGAAAUUCCAGGUGUUUUUUAUGUACAUCGGGAGCUUCCGGGGGAGAAUGCACAUGUAAUGGUAAAAAAUUUUGUUGUUUAUGUUUCAAAUGUUCUACUGACAGAACCACAAAUUGUUCUUGCUGUACUAAUUGUGGUCCCGGAAAAUGUUGUUGCAUAAAAUUAUGCUCUUGUGAAGGCAGAUGUGCGAGUAGUAAUGGCGGAUGUAAUUGCGGGAACCAACAAACUAAUAACAAUGGUUGCAAAGACGGAAAGAUAAACAUAAAGGACAUAUCUCAAACAACAUACCAUGUUGGUACUAGAGUUUUCAUAGCUUUCAAAAAUGGAGAAACUCAAAAUUGUUGUUUAAAGGAAAUAAAACCUGACGAAGUCGAUUUUGAUGGUCGGUUGGAGAAAGAGGAGAAAUUCGAGAAAUUGGGGAUUUUUGAUAUACAAGGAAUAACAUUAACUGAUUGUUGUCAUGCCGAUAUGAGGAUUGACUUGCAUUGUUCAAUUAAAAAUAACUACUUUAGACUUAAAGGAGUUAAUUAUAAAAUGAAGUUUGUUAAACCAACGUCGUUAGUCCUUUACAAUAGAUUAAUAGUCUGCUGCAAAAAUGGAGAAACAAACAAGUGUUGUUGCCUAUUCCGAGAACAUACCAAACUUUUUUUGCUUUAUGAAAAUUGUGAACCAAAGAUUUGUCAAACCAGGAAUCAAGUUAGUUCAGGGGAAUCUUGUGCGUGUGGAAUUUGUAAAUCUCUUUGCCAACUAAAAUUGAAUACGUCCAGUGCAUUUGUUGAAAGAGUGGAUAAGUUUAGAGUUAAGUUGAUUGUUAUAUCAUUUCUUCUAUUUGGACUGGUAUACUUGACGGUACUUUUAUACACUUUGAUCAUUGAAUGUAAAAAUCUCCCAAAACAUUUUGAUCCCAGAGCGACCUAUGAUCAAAUAGACGAAUUGACAAAAAAGAAAAAGUUUAACUCAGUAGAUCAAGUGAGUGAAAGAUUAACUUACCUAAUCGAUUUGAACAGAUUAGUUGAAAAUGCCAAUGCUGAAAAGAUUACUCAUUUGAAGAAAAUGAGUGAAGCAUUGAGCAGAUAUAUGAAUGAAGUGGAACACCUAAGAGUGGUCAGGAACAUGGAAGAUAAGCCGUCAGCAUUCCUGUCCAAAUCAAAUAGACAAGAGUUUGUAAAUCUUGAUAAACAACUAAUAUUGUGGAGUUGCUGGGUAGGAUUUUUUUAUGGUUACGCUUUUCCGCUAUUCAUUUACAUUCAAGACUUCUUCAUUAAAUGGGAAACGAUGUGGAAUGUUGAACAUGAAAAUUAUAUAAGAUUUACUAAACCUAAGCUCAACAAAAUAUCACACACAUCCAAGUACUCACUAACACUUCAGAAUGUGUUGAUCCACACAGAAAAGUCUGUUAGGUCCAUUGGGAUAACCAGAACACUGUCCUGGAUUAAUCUUAAAGAGGAGCUCAGAUUGUUAACGGAACUGGAUGAUAUUGAGAAGGAAUUUGACAACCAACCACUACCAGAAAGUAUAGGAGAAAGACUAGAGUAUUUUAUAGAUAUGUGGACCCACAGAAGAAGAUAUUUGGGAAAUUGGAUUAUCAACAAAACCAACGUAUUUAAUUGGGAAGGCUUCAGAGUGGAUUAUGAAGAGAUAGAAGACUGGAUUGAGAUUGUUUCACCUUACUUGAAGCUUGGUAAUGAAUUCUUCAAUAUCUCUCCCAAGGAAUUUAAUAAGGGCACUGAAAUAUACGGAAAACCGCUUGUAAUAUAA